Messenger RNA from Arabidopsis lyrata subsp. lyrata, 514 nucleotides. Its product is annotated as major pollen allergen Ole e 10-like. Bases 62 to 394 code for a protein of 110 amino acids. The record is from RefSeq and is a predicted model, not a curated record. Lineage: Eukaryota; Viridiplantae; Streptophyta; Magnoliopsida; Brassicales; Brassicaceae. The transcript has a single exon.
UUGAACGAUAAACAAAACAUUCUUACAAAAUACAUAUUAACAUUUCUUUAUUUCUCAUUCAAUGUUGUCGCAGCUUCUAACGCUCUUUCUUCUUCUAUCUGCUGUUGCGAUCCCUGUCGUGACUAGCAGACAAUGGUGCAUGGCCAUGCCGACUGCAAGAGACGAACAAUUACAAGCUAAUAUUGAUUUUGCUUGUAGCCAGAAUGUUGACUGUACACCGAUCCAACCUGGUGGAACUUGCUAUGACCCUAACACGUUAUUCAACCAUGCGUCGUUUGCCAUGAACGCUUAUUAUCAAAGCCAUGGUCGUACCGAAGAUGCUUGUAGGUUCGACCGUACCGGUUGUUUUGUUUUUAUCGACCCAAGUAAUGGCUCAUGUGUCUACUACACUUAAAGAAGUUUUUUCCGGAUUGCGUUACGUACUAAUUAUUGAUUUCCGGAUUGUUUAUUUUCGGAUGUUUGUAUUCCCAAACUAAAGUAUUUUGAUAUAAUGAUUGUUCUGUUUACGCUUCAA